Messenger RNA from Labrus mixtus (cuckoo wrasse), 4759 nucleotides. It is a transcript of the gene col23a1a, whose product is annotated as collagen type XXIII alpha 1 chain a. The record is from RefSeq and is a predicted model, not a curated record. The transcript has 31 exons. NCBI's taxonomy places the organism in Eukaryota, Metazoa, Chordata, Actinopteri, Labriformes, Labridae.
CAUCAGACUAAACGGAGGCUCGUCAUUGAUUUAAAGUUGGCCAAUCCUUUACUCCCUUACAGCUGUCAAUCUGCAGCCUCCCACGUGGUCUGCAGGGCGGGCGCAUCUCGACGGGUUCAACUUUUAACUUUUAGGGAGGCAAACAAUUGGACUCAUUGGUAGUUGCAGUUGCACAUCCAUGUAGGAUACUCCCCAACAGGAAACAACGACCUGCACGUUAGUAGGCGCCCUUCUCUGGUUGUCAUCCAGAUCGCUCCCAUCUGUGCGCACUGCUGCUGCCUCUUGUUCCAGGACUCAUUAAAGACAGCGCUUUGAACUCCGAGCCCAGUGUGCAGGAGUUAGUUGUGAAUGUAAAAGUUAGUCCACGGAGCCUGAUAAGACCUUGGUUGCAAAUUUAAGCAAAACAAAACAAUAUAUUUUGUUUAUUUUCUUAACAUCAAGGGGACUUUUGGAGCAGGAUUUCAGCAUGGAUACAGCCAGCGACUCUAUCGGGGAAAGUAAGCCGGUGUGUCAGUGCGCGCCGAAGUCCGUGAUCCAGCGGUGGCUUCCAGGAUUUCAUAUCGCUCUGUGCCUGUUGAUGUCAAUGAGCUCCGUCGCCUUGUGUCUUCUCAUGAGCUUCAGGACUUUCCAGCUGGAGAACCGUCUGCAGAUGGAGAUGGACAAAGCGUCCAUCUUCCAGCCGAAGCACGCGGCUUUUCUAAACGAGGAUGGGACCCUGAUUCCAGAGCUGAGCACCUCCAUAGGGAGGCUCGUGGAGGAGAAAAUUGGAGAGAUGAAACCAAAAAUGCGGACAGCUAGGGAUGUUGGUCAAGAUUGCUCCUGUCCUCCAGGGCCUCCGGGAAAGCGAGGAAGGAUGGGAAGAAGAGGGGAUCCUGGUAAGUGACGUCCACCACCUGGCAAGGCUGGACGGGAUGGAUACCCGGGUCCUCUUGGUUUGGAUGGGAAACCAGGUUUUCCAGGUCCCAAGGGAAGCCAGGGACCAGCCGGACCCAAAGGAGAUAAGGGUGACCAAGGAGAUGUUGGGCCAAGGAUGGUCUUCCCUCGUUAUGACCAUGGCUUCCUCUCUGGAGAGCAGUCGAGCAGCUUUCAGAGACGCUUUCUGAAGGGUGACCAAGGCCAAGCUGGACCAGCUGGUCCUCCCGGCCCGCCAGGUCCCCCUGGUCCCAGAGGCCCUCCUGGGAACACAGGCAAGGAUGGACCGCGUGGCCCUGCUGGAGAGCCGGGUUUUCCCGGUCAAGAUGGUCUUGAGGGGUCACAGGGAUUACCAGGAAAGCCGGGAGAAGAUGGUGAACCGGGCUACCCAGGACCACAGGGCCCUCCAGGACUAAAGGGCGAGCAAGGUACAGGGGGAAAAGGAGAGAGAGGCAUGGAUGGACUCCCAGGACUAAAGGGAGACAAAGGGGAGAUAGGAGAUCAAGGACUGCAGGGACUGCAGGGACCCAUGGGUUAUACUGGUGAAAAAGGUUCCUCAGACAUCAUUGACUUUAACGGGAAGCUUCUAGAUGCGAUCCAGGCAAUCAACAGCAUCAGCGUUUCGGGCCAACCAGGACCACCUGGACCCCCAGGCCGCCCAGGGGAGAAGGGCGAGCUUGGUUUACCUGGGCCAGCAGGAGUUGAUGGGGAGAAGGGACAUAAAGGGGACAUGGGUGAGGCCGGACCACCUGGCGAGAGGGCAGAGAAGGGGGAGAUGGGGCUCUCUGGGCCUGCUGGUCUGGAUGGACAUAAAGGAGAGAAAGGCGACUGCAGAAUGGAAGACAACCUGGUUCAGAUGAUUUCCCAGCCAGGCCCACCUGGCCCGCCCGGCCCACCUGGAGUACCUGGGUCCCCUGGAUCCACGGGGCUACAUGGGAUGCCUGGUCCAAAGGGUGAGCCUGGAUACGGGAUGAGAGGAGACAAAGGAGAGACUGGCGGUCCUGGACCCAAAGGAUUAGACGGCCUAAAGGGCUCUUCCGGGUUAGUGGGUCUUCCAGGUGCAAAGGGAGAAAAGGGCAGACCAGGGGAGCCUGGACUAGAUGGUUUCCCGGGUCUUAUGGGGGAUAAAGGUGACCGAGGAGAACGAGGGGACAAGGGUGACAGGGGAGGAGUAGGAAAAAGAGGUCUGAAGGGCCAGAAAGGAGAGCAGGGUCCUCCAGGACUAGACCAACCCUGUCCUGUGGGUUGUGAUGAGACUAAAGGUCUGUCUGAGAAGGCAGGGCUUUCUUCCCCUCCACCUCCUCCUAUUCCUCCUUCUGGCCCUGAGGCCCCCUGUCCUGUGGGACAGGAUGGGCUGCCCAUACCUGGCUGCUGGCACAAGGAGGAAAUGGCGAGGCAGAAGCUCAAACGGAAGCGUCUCUCUCAGCCCUGAAGGGAUGCGUGGUUCUGAUGGAGAAAGGACUUAUUAAAAAAGCAGAGAGUACGGGGGGGGGGGGCAGAUUGGCCUCCUUGAAGCAGAGCGGGCUAUGUUCUGCCCUGGUGUCAUACUGAACACUCAGAUCCUGUGCUAUUGAAACUCUCCAGGAGGGGGCGACAGAGAACACUGCAUUUCCACCUUAACCUGAGAAGAGGCGACACAACUGUGGCUAAGACAAGGUCAUAUGGGAGUCAUUGACGUCACUGGCACAUAAAGAAGGAUUUACUGCACGGAACAUGUAGUGGUGAUCUCUUGUAAGGCUCUUUUGUUAAGUUUUUGACUAAGUAAUGCAUGAUCAUAACAAGGCACUGUGUUAUUUAGCAUCCAGACAGCUUGUAUGACUUGUGGUCUGUCUUUGAAACUCUAAAUGACAUUUCAUUUACAACAAGUAUUCAUUACCAGUCUUUCUAUUUGAACAAGCCACUCAGAAAAGCCAGUAAGUCUACCUGUGUAUGGCUCACAUUUGUGGCAGUUGUGACUUUUUGUUUCAUUUUGAUAUUUUUUAGCGACUUUUGUCCAGGUACAUUUUGCAUUCCUGUGCAUAGCUUUGAAGGAACCAUUUACAGUAUUCAUGAUUGUUACAGUUGCCUUGACAAAUAACUGCAUAUCAGUGUAGUUUCUUUAUCAUUUUCAGUGUAACUGAAGCUUUUUGAAUGAUCUUUCUUCUUUAAUCACUGAUGAAAAUGUGUUUUAUUGCUGUUUCCUGAUUCUCUGGACAACAGUGUGACUUCUUGCUGCUGACGUAAAUGUGUGUUUGUUUGAUAUUUUUGAAUCGAUAGUCAUUUGGACUGAAGGACUAACAGACUAAAGAAUGAAAUUUGAAUCAAUUGUCAACACAAUUGUUGUUUUUUUCAUAGGUUAAUAACUCAUUUUAUUCAGUGAUUUAACUUUACACAAUGGUUUGAACUGUCAGUUAUGCUGCAUUUUGUGUUUGUGCUUUUUUAUUAUCGCAUUUCAGUGAUUUCGAUCAGAUAAAUACUAUAGGUCUGUUUCAGUCACUUAUUUUUCUCAGAUGGGAUAAUAUCUUGGUGCUUAAAUACUUUUAAUACUUGUAAUGUAUCUGCUUUGGAUCUACUCUGCAUAGUGAUAUGCAACAUCGGACACAUGUCCACAGAUACAAGCGCAUCAUUUUUUUAAAGAACUACUAAAUGAACAGAUUUCUACUUUCAAACAUUCAGCUUUAUGUCUAGAACACAGCGAUAAAAACAAUACCCAUAAAUAAAAAAAUUGUGGUUAUUUAUGGACUUCUGUUUAUUGUCCUUUGACAUUUGUAGUCAUUUUACACAAUUACAUUACAGUUACCAUUUCUAUUACAUUUAGAAAUGAACUCGUUCAAUAUCACUUCAGGUUUAUACAACACAUGACUGACAAGAAAUUGUUUGCAACAUUUUAAUUGUCGGCCUGCAUAUUAUUAAACAUGUAAAAAUGUUUGUUUUUCUUAACCCUCAACAUACACUCUUUGGAGCAUUUGAAAUUUCAAACAGGGUCAGUAUUGUUGGGGGGUUUGUUUUUUUAAAGUCGGACUUCAAGUCAGACACAAUGCUCAAAUUUUCAGAGGAACACUAUUGACAUGUGAUUGAAAUUGAAAAAAAUGUCAAGGGUUAAUGUGUUGGAAGAAUGAUGGUGUGUUGGUUUGAAUUAUGAGGAACAUUGGUAACUCUAAAUUCCUCGUUUUAAUUAAAUAUAUCUUCUAGCUGACCUGUUAACUGGCUGACUUUAACCUGCAACAAUCAGAGUAGCUCAAAAACUACAAUGAGUUACAUAUAAACUCUUAAAAACUUUAUACUUUUUUCAAAUUUCACAAAGUUGAAUAACUGACAUCACACAAACAAUUUCCAUACCGAGUGAGAUAAAUAUAAUGUGAAAUCUUUCCAAAAAUUAAACUACAUCACAUCCCUCAUUUUUGUGUUUAUAGAUAUUCUUAAAUUGCUCACUUUAAACACAAACUCCGUACCAUUAAGCUACAAAAGAAGAUCUUAGAAAUGAUAUGAAUGAAUUUUUUUCUGUAGCCUAAUAGAUACUGUUUUACGCUUUAUUUCACUGAGAGCUGAUGGCUAUCUGACACUUAACAUUAUUACAUGUGGUUAUUUCUUUUCCAGAUUCUAUCAGUUACAGUUUUAACAGCUAAAUGGAGACCGUAAAUGUCUCUUUGUCAAAUUACAGUUUGUUAUUUUGGCAAGUCAUAUAUAACAGUAUUAGCUUGGCUUAUGAGAAUGUUGUUUUUUCGGUUGUGUAUUUGGUUGUAAAAGAAUUAAGCUAUUUUUCUAAUUGUCUAAAAAUGUAUAACAUGAAAUCUGGUCAUCUAAACAUGUGGAAUGAAAUAAACUCCAGUUUUGUUGUUGUCCAUUAAAUCAUAAUCAUGUAAAGUUA